This is a messenger RNA of Parastagonospora nodorum SN15, 1239 nucleotides long. RefSeq lists its product as hypothetical. The record is from RefSeq and is a predicted model, not a curated record. Gene Ontology annotation, cellular component: nucleus. The transcript is spliced from 2 exons. Gene Ontology annotation, biological process: regulation of transcription by RNA polymerase II. The coding region runs from base 259 to 1089 and encodes 276 amino acids. Gene Ontology annotation, molecular function: DNA-binding transcription activator activity, RNA polymerase II-specific; RNA polymerase II transcription regulatory region sequence-specific DNA binding. Lineage: Eukaryota; Fungi; Ascomycota; Dothideomycetes; Pleosporales; Phaeosphaeriaceae.
UUCUCCACAUACUCCUGCUGCUUCCCCAACACAACCGUCGUGAGGCAGACAACAACUACCAUCCGUACACUGAAUAUUCACGACGUCAGUAAUAAUCGAAAAUUUGGAUUGAGGCAAGCGCGCCGGUUCGAGACCCACUCCUCAACACGGCCGUCGCCGCAUCUCCGAAAUUCCCCUCCAGGCCUCCAUUUACCUACAACAUCACUGUGGUCGUCGAUUCUACCACCGCUCAUCUCGUGAGACACGACACUGUCGCCUAUGUCGGCAUACAAGGGCCACCGGGGUCCUAAUGUGUCCCAGUACAUCGCCAAUUUGAACCAGUUAUCACCAACACAGGGUCCCCUCGACGAGCCCGUGGAAUCCGGAGAAGACUUCUCGGCGUUCCUUAACAACGAGUUCUUUGACAUCAACAACAAUCCCAUUCCUGGUUUCGACGCGCCCAUUGACCUAGAAGUCGACGUUACUGCUGAGCAAUCGACUCAGCCGGGUUUCGGAGAUAAUUCGCGUAAGCACAGUAUUCAAACUAGCGCGGAUCCCAGCAUGGAGUUCAACUUGAAUGGUGACUUCCAGUUCACCGACUUCAACAACUUCGGCUCCACACCUCUGCUUGACACUUCCAUGCACGGCCUGCCACAGCAGCCAAAUCACUAUCCUCUCCCCAACACAUAUGGGUCACCUUCGUCAUCGAUCUCUCCAGCCACACAAGGUUUCGACCAGGCUGCGAAGAAACGCAAACUCGACAGUAUCGUUCCCACGACACACGAAUCACUCGACGAGUCGGUGCGCGUCGCUGCAGAGGAAGACAAGCGUCGCCGCAACACAGCAGCUAGUGCACGCUUCCGCGUGAAGAAGAAGCAGCGUGAGCAAGCACUCGAGCAGACCGCGAAGGAAAUGCAAGACAAGGCUACCAGGCUGGAACAAAAGGUCCAGCAGCUGGAGACUGAGAACGCCUGGCUCAAGGGCCUCAUCACAGAGAAGAACGGCGGCAAGCACACCACAACCGACCUGAAGGCGCUAUUAAGCAAGCACGAGGAGGCGUCGGGACGGAGUAGUUCUACGCACACUGACGGCGUUGGCACCAAGGCGUGAUCCCUAAAGGCGGACGCCUAAAUUCCCUCGAUUUGCUUUUCCACUUGACUUUAGUCUCUUUUUCCAUCGAGCUCUACGGCUAUUUACCCUAGAGACUCGUUGAUGCAUUACAUCAUGUACAUACAUCCCGCAAUCUACUUUGCUGAUUCC